AUGGCUGAAACAAAUCAAACACGCAUAACAAUUGUUGAACCUUCAGUUGUUGUUGAAGAUGUGAAUGAAAAUGUUGUGGACAAUUCGGUUGUCAUUCCAUUUGAAGAUGUCAUUUCUCCACCACCAAAUCAUGGGGUCUAUAGGGUUGACAGACUCAAGGUCACUUUAGCAAAAGCUUCUGUUACUACAAAUCUUUUCAAUGGUCGGAUAUAUCUUGAUGAUAUGGCAAUUCCUGACAUAUUCGAGUACAAAGAUAGAUAUACAACAUAUGAAGAUUUCAUAAAUGGGGCAAUACUGUUGUCAUUGGGUGAUAUAGAUGAUCUUGAUGAGGUAGGGUAUGUUGUGAUUUUUGAAAAUAUCACAGGCUUAGCAAAAGAGUAUGAUUGGUUAUGCAUAAGGUUGGAUGUCUCCAAAUAUAAUAUCCGUAAUAGUAGUAAUGAGAUUUUUGUUGCUAAGGUUAUUUUUGAAACAGAAACUAUUAAGAAGUACAUUAAUGAUGUUUCUAAAGAUCAGGAGAUUGAUCCAGAGAUGAGUGCAGAGUUUUAUCAAAAUGUGACACCUACUCAGGAUAGCACCACCAAGGGACAUUUUGUUAAAAUCAAAGUUAUUCUAUAA
Oldenlandia corymbosa var. corymbosa is the source of this 615-nucleotide messenger RNA. Lineage: Eukaryota; Viridiplantae; Streptophyta; Magnoliopsida; Gentianales; Rubiaceae. The record is from the annotation of a GenBank genome assembly.